Molecule: messenger RNA, 2176 nt
Organism: Lepus europaeus (European hare)
Lineage: Eukaryota; Metazoa; Chordata; Mammalia; Lagomorpha; Leporidae
Gene: BTK
Product: Bruton tyrosine kinase
Exons: 19
Coding region: 127-2106 (659 amino acids)
Biological process (GO): peptidyl-tyrosine autophosphorylation; B cell receptor signaling pathway; adaptive immune response
Molecular function (GO): ATP binding; protein binding; non-membrane spanning protein tyrosine kinase activity
Source: RefSeq, a predicted model, not a curated record
GUCUCCAGGGCCAGUGUCUUCUGCGAUCAAGUACCACCUUCCAAGUCCUGGCACCUCAAUGCAUCUGGGAAGCUACCUGCAUUAAGACAGGACUGAGCACGCAAGUGAGCUCCGGAAGGAGAAGCUAUGGCUGCAGUGAUACUGGAGAGCAUCUUUCUGAAGCGUUCCCAGCAGAAAAAGAAAACAUCACCCUUAAACUUCAAGAAGCGCCUCUUUCUCUUGACUGUGCAGAAACUUUCCUACUAUGAGUAUGACUUUGAACGUGGGAGAAGAGGCAGUAAGAAGGGUUCAAUAGAUGUUGAGAAGAUCACCUGUGUUGAAACAGUGGUGCCUGAAAAAAACCCUCCCCCUGAAAGACAGAUUCCGAGAAGGGGUGAAGAGUCCAGUGAAAUGGAACAGAUUUCCAUCAUUGAAAGGUUCCCUUAUCCCUUCCAGGUUGUGUAUGAUGAAGGGCCUCUUUACGUCUUCUCCCCAACUGAAGAACUGAGGAAGCGUUGGAUUCACCAGCUCAAAAAUGUAAUCCGGUACAACAGUGAUCUGGUUCAGAAAUACCACCCUUGCUUCUGGAUCGAUGGGCAGUAUCUCUGCUGCUCUCAGACAGCCAAAAAUGCUAUGGGCUGCCAAAUUUUGGAGAACAGGAAUGGAAGCUUAAAACCAGGGAGUUCUCACAGAAAGACAAAAAAGCCUCUUCCUCCAACGCCUGAGGAGGACCAGAUCUUGAAAAAGCCACUGCCCCCUGAGCCAACAGCAGCACCAGUCACCACAAGUGAGCUGAAAAAGGUGGUAGCCCUUUAUGAUUACAUGCCGAUGAAUGCCAAUGACCUACAACUGCGCAAGGGUGAUGAGUAUUUUAUCUUGGAGGAGAGCAACUUACCGUGGUGGCGAGCACGGGAUAAAAACGGGCAGGAAGGCUACAUUCCUAGUAACUAUGUCACCGAAGCAGAAGACUCCAUAGAAAUGUAUGAGUGGUAUUCCAAACACAUGACUCGGAGUCAAGCCGAGCAACUGCUCAAGCAAGAGGGGAAAGAAGGAGGUUUUAUUGUCAGAGACUCCAGCAAAGCUGGAAAAUACACCGUGUCUGUGUUUGCUAAAUCUACAGGGGACCCACAAGGAGUGAUACGCCAUUAUGUUGUGUGCUCCACGCCUCAGAGCCAGUAUUACCUGGCUGAGAAGCACCUUUUCAGCACCAUCCCCGAGCUCAUUAACUAUCAUCAGCAUAACUCUGCGGGACUCAUAUCCAGGCUCAAAUAUCCGGUGUCUCAACAAAACAAGAACGCACCUUCCACUGCAGGCCUGGGCUACGGAUCAUGGGAAAUCGAUCCAAAGGACCUGACCUUCUUGAAGGAGCUGGGGACUGGACAAUUUGGGGUAGUGAAGUAUGGAAAGUGGAGAGGCCGAUAUGACGUGGCCAUCAAGAUGAUCAGAGAAGGCUCUAUGUCUGAGGAUGAGUUCAUUGAAGAAGCCAAAGUUAUGAUGAACCUUUCCCAUGAGAAGCUGGUGCAGUUGUAUGGUGUGUGCACCAAGCAGCGCCCCAUCUUCAUCAUCACUGAGUACAUGGCCAACGGCUGCCUCCUGAACUACCUGAGAGAGAUGCGCCAUCGCUUCCAGACUCAGCAGCUGUUGGAGAUGUGCAAGGAUGUCUGCGAAGCCAUGGAAUACCUGGAGUCAAAGCAGUUCCUUCACCGAGACCUGGCAGCUCGAAACUGUUUAGUAAACGAUCAAGGAGUGGUGAAAGUGUCUGACUUCGGCCUGUCCAGGUACGUCCUGGAUGAUGAAUACACAAGCUCAGUAGGCUCUAAGUUUCCAGUCCGGUGGUCUCCACCAGAAGUCCUCAUGUAUAGCAAGUUCAGCAGCAAAUCUGACAUUUGGGCUUUUGGGGUUUUGAUGUGGGAAAUCUACUCCCUGGGGAAGAUGCCCUAUGAAAGAUUUACCAACAGUGAGACCGCUGAACACAUCGCCCAAGGCCUGCGUCUCUACAGGCCUCACCUGGCUUCAGAGAGGGUGUAUACCAUUAUGUACAGCUGCUGGCACGAGAAAGCAGAUGAACGUCCCACUUUCAAAAUUCUCCUGAGCAACAUUCUAGACGUCAUGGAUGAAGAAUCCUGAGCUCGCAAAUAAGCUUCCUGGUUCUACUCCUCGCUUCUACAAGCCCCCAUUUCACCUUCUCUGAGGAAAG